Molecule: messenger RNA, 3254 nt
Organism: Abrus precatorius (Indian licorice)
Lineage: Eukaryota; Viridiplantae; Streptophyta; Magnoliopsida; Fabales; Fabaceae
Exons: 13
Coding region: 244-2871 (875 amino acids)
Molecular function (GO): hydrolase activity, hydrolyzing N-glycosyl compounds
Source: RefSeq, a predicted model, not a curated record
AAAGUGAAUCCUCUUUGGCCUCACCUUAGGGAAGACCAAACAGCAACAAGUACACUUGCAACGUUAUUCAACAAAGGAAUGGAAUAAAAUAGCACUGAACUUUAAAGUUAAACAAAAGUCAGAUCGUGAGUCACCCCCCAAUCCUACGAUACUCUUUCAGCCUUUUUUUGAGGCUUUCUCAUUCUAUGUUGCAUAUUUGAGCAUACGAGAAUUCUGGGUCACUCUUGGAUUUGACUGUAGAGAAUGUUUCCAAUGAGGUUCUGGGUGGCUGUGAUAUUGGUUGUGUUGGGAACUUUAGGAGGUCCUUUGCAUGGUGUGGAAGGCAAGCCCCGUCGGAUUCUUUUGGAUACAGAUGUUGAUACUGAUGAUUUAUUUGCUCUCCUUUACCUUUUGAAGCUCAACAGAUCAGAAUUUCAAUUGGAGGGAGUCACAGUCAAUGCAAAUGGCUGGACUAAUGCUGGGCAUUCUGUGAAUCAAGUUUAUGACUUACUUUACAUGAUGGGGAGGGAUGACAUAGCGGUGGGAAUGGGAGGAGAGGGUGGAAUACUCCCAAACGGUACCAUACUCCCAAAUGUUGGUGGAUAUCUUUCAAUUAUAGAACAGGGAAUGACAACAUCAGGAGGUUGCAGAUACAGGCAGGCCAUUCCUGUUGGUCUUGGAGGGCGCUUGGAUAUUGAUACUAACUUUGGCAUCAGGAAAUCUUUCCUUCCACAGGGGAGAAGGAAAUAUACUCCCCUACGACAACCAAGCGCUCAGCAAGUGCUGAUUGAAAAAAUAUCUGCAGGUCCCAUAACUUUGAUUGUGAUAGGAGUGCAUACAAACAUAGGUAUUUUCUUUAUGAACAAUCCACAUUUAAGGAAAAAUGUGGAGCAUAUUUACAUCAUGGGUGGUGGAGUAAGGUCAAGAAACCCAAAUGGUUGUUGCUCCCAAAGUUCUUCCUCUUCCUGCAUAGCUACGCAGUGUGGUGAUCAUGGCAAUUUAUACACAGGUUAUGAAUCUAACCCUUAUGCUGAGUUCAAUAUGUUUGGAGACCCUUUUGCAGCAUACCAGGUGAUACAUUCUGGUAUACCUGUUACCCUUGUUCCUCUUGAUGCAACAAACACAAUCCCCAUCACUGAAGAAUUUUUUGAUGAAUUUGAAAAGAGUCAAGACACAUAUGAAGCACAAUAUUGUUUCAAGUCCUUGAAAAUGGCUCGUGAUACUUGGUUCAAUGACCAAUUCUAUACGAGUUAUUUUAUGUGGGACUCUUUCACAUCUGGUGUAGCAAUCUCAAGCAUGAGAAAUUCCAAUAAAAAUCAAGUGGAAAAUGAAUUUGCUGAUAUGGAAUAUAUAAACAUAACUGUAAUUACUUCAAACAAACCUUAUGGUAUAUCUGAUGGCUCUAACCCAUUAUUUGAUGGCCUUAAAGUUCCUAAAUUUAAUCUAAAGAGAGGUGGGGUGCAUAGUGGUCAUGUUCAACAAGGGAUUAGAGAUCAGUUUUGCUUUGUGAAGAAUGGAAAAGGGAGAUGUCAGGACGGUUAUACUUUGGAGGUGAAUGGUUCAGACUCAGUGAAGGUACUUGUCGCCACUAAAGCAAAGCCUAACCAAGAUGUUGAGAGUCCACUUGACAGAGAAUAUUUCAAAAGCUUCUUGAAAGUUCUAAAGCAACAGCAAUAUUCUGGGAGGUUCAACUUCACUACACAAUUUCCUUACUACGAAGAAGUAACUUACAGGCCAGAUUUUCUAAACAAACAACUAGGGAAACCUGUUGUGUUUGACAUGGACAUGAGUGCAGGAGAUUUUCUUGCUCUAUUUUACCUCCUUAAAGUUCCUGUUGAAGUGAUAAACCUUAAGGCAAUAAUUGUGAGCCCAAGUGGGUGGGCAAAUGCUGCAACAAUAGAUGUGGUCUAUGACUUACUGCACAUGAUGGGUCGUGACGAUAUCCCAGUUGGUCUUGGUGACGUUUUUGCUAUGAAUCAGAUUGGAGACUGCAAGUAUGUUAAAGCCAUUCCCCACGGAAAUGGUGGGCUUUUGGACUCUGACACUCUUUAUGGACUUGCUCGUGAUUUACCACGUAGCCCCAGAAGAUAUACAUCUGAAAACUCUGUGAAGUUUGGGGCUCCUCGGAAUACUGAUCACCCUGAACAAAGACAACCACUAGCUAUGGAAAUUUGGGAAUCUAUAUUGCAAACAUCGGAACCAGGGUCUAAAAUUACUGUAUUAACCAAUGGACCCUUGACUAAUUUGGCAAAGGUUGUAUCAUUGGAAAACAUUAGCUCAAUAAUUCGGGAGGUUUAUGUUGUGGGGGGACACAUCAGCAAGAAUGCAUGUGACAAAGGAAAUAUCUUUUCUGUUCCUUCCAACCAAUAUGCAGAAUUUAAUAUGUUCCUGGAUCCUGUAGCAACCAAGACACUAUUUCAAUCAGAAGUUAACAUCACACUCAUUCCACUCAGUGUCCAGCACAAAGCAAGUUCCUUUUCACGUAUGUUAAACUGGUUGCAUAGGAUAGAAAAAACACCUGAAGCUGUGUUUUCCAAGCGUUUAUUGAUAAGGCUAUAUCGUUUGAAGCAAAUCCACCACAGAUAUCAUCAUAUGGAUACAUUCUUAGGGGAAAUUCUAGGUGCUGUUGUCCUAGACAAUAUCUCUUCAAGCCUAAAUGCAAAAUUUGAGGUCAAACCCAUUAAAGUCUUGGCCCAUGGGGAUGUGUCCACCGAUGGAAAAAUGGUGGUGGAUAGGGAAAAUGGAAAAUUAGUCAGAAUUUUAAGCGAUGUGAAUGCCAAGGCUUAUCAUGAGAUGUAUGCAGACAGGCUUGGUGACUGGAACCAAUCGGCUAAGGUCGGAAGCUUUGAAGAACAGAGAAGGAAAUGGAGUCAUCCACUGGAUAAAAGCUAGAGGGCACUUGUUCGUGACUCUGUCCAAAGUAGCACAUCUUUGCUUAUUUUAUGCACUCUAGUUUUUAUUGUGUGGUUGAUAUUCUUCGAGUUUUAAUAUAGACUCUCAAGUUUAAUGUAGGAAAAGAAUAAAUACUUAAAAACAUCUUAGGAUAGCAUGAAGACUUAAAAAGCAGAAUACAAGAAACUGACCUAUAUUGAAACCCUUUUGGUUCUCAUCUUCUGGUAAUUACCAUUUAUAUUCCAACAUGAUAAUUGUACUAAAGUACCAAAGUUGAUGAAACAAUGUACUGCCAUAGAUCAUAAAUUUGAUCAUUUUUAUGUCAACCGUGAAAAGAAAGCAUCAACUUUUAAAUAUAAUAUUCAGGUUUAAAGCCUCAGUCG